Messenger RNA from Trachemys scripta elegans, 1317 nucleotides. It is a transcript of the gene SS18L1, whose product is annotated as SS18L1 subunit of BAF chromatin remodeling complex. Gene Ontology annotation, cellular component: nucleus. Gene Ontology annotation, biological process: positive regulation of dendrite morphogenesis; positive regulation of transcription by RNA polymerase II. Lineage: Eukaryota; Metazoa; Chordata; Testudines; Emydidae. Gene Ontology annotation, molecular function: transcription coactivator activity. The coding region runs from base 325 to 1317 and encodes 330 amino acids. The transcript is spliced from 8 exons. The record is from RefSeq and is a predicted model, not a curated record.
CAGCAGCAGGGAUGCACCAUGUGCAGAUCAAAGGGGAGGAGGGGAAGAGGGGGGGACAACUCGGAUGACUUUACUCCUCCUCCCCAAAUCUCAGCAGCUGGCUCCCCACCUUGCAGUGGGAUCAGAGGCAUCAGGGCGAGGGUGGUGCAUGCAGGCUCUUGGUGCAGUGCCCCUGGCUCAUUGCAGGGCACAGAUUGUACCAUCUGCGCUGGCUCCCCUCCCCAUGCACUGCGGAGAAUCUUUGCACAGCAAUAGCAGCCAGAUAAUAACAAUAUUAUUAGAGCCUAGGAGCAAUAUAUUAUAGACACAUUAAAAAACCCCACCAUGUCGGUUGCCUUUGCUUCUGCUCGCCCGAGAGGCAAAGGGGAGGUCACCCAGCAAACUAUCCAGAAGAUGCUAGAUGAAAAUCACCACUUAAUACAGUGUAUUAUGGACUAUCAGAGCAAAGGCAAAACAGCAGAAUGUACUCAAUACCAACAAAUCUUGCACAGAAACCUGGUUUACUUGGCAACAAUAGCAGACUCUAACCAGAAUAUGCAGUCCCUGCUUCCUGCACCACCAACGCAAAACAUGAAUUUGGGCCCAGGAGGAAUGACUCAGAGUGCAUCCAACCAAUCUCUCCAUUCACAGAGCAAUCUCAGUGAUGCAAUUGGGACAGGCCUUCCUCCUUCCUCCCUCAUGCAGAGUCAGAUUAGCAAUGGUCCUAAUCAUGUGUCUAUGCAGCAGUCAGGCCAGAAUACGAUGCCCACAACCUCUCUGAGUAUGACUGUGAGCAGCCAUGGAACUGGGCCUGGUUAUAGCCAUACAGUGCCUGCAUCUCAGAACGUGCCAAUGCAAGGCCAGGGGUCAAUAGGCAAUUACGUCUCUCGAACAAAUAUCAGCAUGCAGUCUAACCCAGUCUCCAUGAUGCACCAGCAAGCGGCAACAUCCCACUACAACUCGGCACAAGGCGGGAGCCAGCAUUACCAAGGACAGUCCUCCAUUGCCAUGAUGAGUCAGAGCAAUCAAGGCAACAGCAUGAUGGGUCAGCGACCCAUGGGCCCUUACAGACCUUCUCAGCAAGGUUCCUCUCAGCAGUACAUGGGGCAGGAGGAGUAUUACAGUGAACAGUACAGCCAUGGACAAGGCUCAUCAGAGCCCAUGAACCAGCAAUAUUAUCCAGAUGGUCAUGGUGAUUAUGCAUAUCAGCAGUCAUCCUAUACCGAGCAGAGCUAUGACAGGUCAUUUGAGGACUCCACACAGCAUUACUAUGAAGGAGGUGAGAAGAUAUAUUUGCAAUCUAUGCAAACAAAAGCUCUAAGCUACAUAAAGUACUAA